UUCACAUUGGAAAGUGGGUGUUUUUUUAAAAAUAUAACCCAUUUAAUAACAAUUGUGGAGACUAAUAUCUGUUGGUGUGUUGUUGUUUUUUUCCAGUUCAAUAACAUGUUGCUGUACUGUGUCCCAAAAUUCAGCUUAGUGGGAUCUAAGUUCACAGUCCGGACAAGAGUAGGCAUAGAUGGUAUGAAGAUUGUAGAAACCCACAAUGAAGAAUACCCACACACUUUCCAAGUGUCUGGGAAAGAACGAACUUUGGAGUUACAGGCCAGUUCUGAACAAGACAAAGAAGAAUGGAUAAAGGCUCUUCAGAGUACUAUAGAUGCUUUCCAGCAAAGAAAUGAAACAUUCAGAAAUGCAAUUGCAAAAGAAUAUGAUGACAUGCCUAUUGAAGUUUCUACUGCCGAGCUCGGGAAGAGAGCCCCAAGAUGGAUCCGAGACAAUGAAGUGACUAUGUGUAUGAAAUGCAAGGAGCCGUUUAAUGCACUAACAAGGAGGAGACAUCAUUGCCGAGCUUGUGGGCAUGUGGUUUGCUGGAAAUGUUCUGAUUAUAAAGCUCAUCUUGAGUAUGAUGGCAAUAAACUGAACAAAGUUUGUAAAGAUUGCUACCACAUUAUAACAGGGUGCACUGAUAGUGAAGAAAAGAAAAAGAGAGGAAUCUUGGAGGUAUGA
Molecule: messenger RNA, 669 nt
Organism: Python bivittatus (Burmese python)
Lineage: Eukaryota; Metazoa; Chordata; Lepidosauria; Squamata; Pythonidae
Source: RefSeq, a predicted model, not a curated record